AAGUAGACGGCGAGCAAUCUUUGGUACCUGAUUGGUCACUACACUGACAAUACUUCCUGAAACAAUCCAUGUUGCAACAGCAAGUAUACGUUUCAGUAGUUUAGGGUUCAAAUCAACGAAAUAAAUCACAAUGGAUGAUCGUGAGCUUGAUCUCACCGAGUCACAGAAAGAUACCAAGUCGAAAUACCCGGCGAUCAACAAGAAGUAUGAAUAUUUGGACCACACUGCUGAUGUACAGCUCCACUCUUGGGGAGACUCUCUGGAGGAGGCCUUUGAGCAGUGUGCCAUGGCAAUGUUUGGGUAUAUGACAGAUACAGAGACAGUGGAGCCCAUUGACACAGUAGAAGUGGAGUCAGAAGGUGAUGACAUGGAAUCUCUUCUCUUCCACUUCCUAGAUGACUGGUUAUUCAAAUUCAGUGCAGAUCUUUUCUUCAUUCCUAGAGAGGUUAAAGUUUUGCACAUUGACAGGAUGCACUUCAAAAUCCGCUCCAUUGGGUGGGGAGAAGAGUUCAACUUGGUCAAGCAUCCACAGGGGACAGAAGUGAAGGCCAUCACUUACUCAGCCAUGCAGAUCCAUGACAUCGACAAGCCCGAGAUCUUUGCCAUCAUUGACAUCUGAGGAUACUACUACUGAGAAACUGUCUCAGAAGGGAACAGGACAAUAGAAACAAACCUAUAUGUGCCUGUGUGAUUGGACAAUUGAUUUAGGGCAACAGCAUAGGCUUUAGAACUGGAUGAGUGAAGUGUAAUAUUUCCCUGAAUUUGAAUUGUUUACAGACAGAUAUCCAGAGAGCAGCAAACAUCAGCAGCUGCAGAGUAACUGCUUAAGAUACACUACAUGACCAAAAGUAUGUGGACACCUGCCCGUCAAACAUCUCAUUCUAAAAAUAACGGGCAUUAAUAUGGAGUUGGUCCCCCCUUUGUUGCUAUAACAGCCUCCACUCUUCUGGGAAGGUGGCAUAAUCCCUGAGCCAACUAGAUGAAAAUAAUGUUGAUGUGCCCUUGAGCAAGGCACUUAACCCUAGUUGCCCCUGUCAGUCGCUCUGGAUAAAGUGUCUGCUAAAUGACAAACAUUUAAAGGCUUUCCACUAGAUGUUGGGACAUUGCUUCGGGUA
Messenger RNA from Oncorhynchus gorbuscha (pink salmon), 1115 nucleotides. RefSeq names its product zinc finger and BTB domain containing 8 opposite strand (gene tslig1). Gene Ontology annotation, cellular component: tRNA-splicing ligase complex. The record is from RefSeq and is a predicted model, not a curated record. NCBI's taxonomy places the organism in Eukaryota, Metazoa, Chordata, Actinopteri, Salmoniformes, Salmonidae. The transcript has 7 exons. The coding region runs from base 131 to 619 and encodes 162 amino acids. Gene Ontology annotation, biological process: tRNA splicing, via endonucleolytic cleavage and ligation.